CGUGACAGUCGCAACAGAAACCAACCAACCAACCCGUAGCGGUAGUAGUGUGCGCAAUACGCACCCCCCAUCUUAACUGCCAAAACGAACAUAACUCCCUCCAAAUUUCAAAUCCCAUUUCCCAACAAACCACUCUCUCUCUCUCUCUCUCUCUCGCUCAAGAAAACACGAUGACGAUGCCUUCUCUCUCUUUCUUCAUCACUCUCACUCUCUCCCUACUCCAACUAACUACCUCACUCCCAACCCAACUCGGCGUCACAUACUCCACCGCCGCCACCACCACCAAACCACCGCCGCCGGACCAAAUCUCCGCCGCCCUCUCCACUCUCAAACUCACCUCCCUCCGCAUCCUCAACCCAGACCCUACUCUCACCCGCGCCUUCACCUACACAAACACCUCUCUCCUCCUCACAAUCCCCAACUCCCUGAUCCCUCCCAUCUCCGCCAACCGCUCCGUCGCGCUCCGCUGGCUCUACCUCCACGUCGUCCCCUUCUACCCUCGCGCCAAAAUCACCACCAUCUCCGUCGGCCACGACUUCCUCGACGAAUACUACUCCUCCCCAGGCCUCUUCUCCUGCCUCCUCCCCGCCGUCCGAAACGUCCACCUCGCCCUCCGCGACCUCGGCAUCCACCGCAUCUCCGUCUCCACCACCUUCUCUUUCGUCAACAUCAUCUCCACUCCGUUCCCGCCUUCCUCCUCCGAGUUUCAACCCCCAGCCUCCGAGAGCUUCAUCAAGCCACUGCUCCAGUUCUUGCGCGACACCAACUCCUCGUUCCUGAUCAACAUCUACCCUUACAAGCUCUACAGGCUCAACUCCGAGAUCCCGAUCGGCUUCGCCCUGUUCCAGGACCAUCCGUUCAACUUCCGCGACGACUUGAUCACCGGCGUCCGGUACCGGAACCUCUUCGACAUGAUGGUGGACUCGGUGGUUAGCGCCAUGGCCGUCGCCGGCUACGAGAAUAUUCCGGUGGUCGUGGUCGAGACGGGGUGGCCGAGCUCCGGCGCCGACACGAGCGAGGUCGAGGCUAAUCCGGCUUACGCCGAGAUGUAUCUGAAGAACCUUGUGGAGCAUUUGAGAUCGGGGACCGGCACGCCGCUGAGGAAGGAAGGAGUGGCGGAGGUGUAUAUAUACGAGCUGUUUGACAAGGAAGUGAAGCUAAGGAAUGAUCGGAAUUGGGGGAUUCUGUAUCCGAAUAUGACCAAGAAGUACAAGAUCGAGUUCUCUGGGUGUGGGUGCAAUGGUAUCAUCAAUCACCAAACUGGUUUCGUGAGAGUUGUGUCUUUCUUGCUCUUUGCUUUCUUGCUUUGGCUUUUGCAGUAGUAGUGAAAAGUAUAGUACAAAAAUCGAUUGCAUUUUCUUGAUGCUGAUUCUUGUAAAGAUGAGACAAUUCUUCGUGUCUAUAAUCAGAAUUUGGUUUUAGGGGUAAAGUGUUUGAUAAAAAGAAUUCAAUGAAAAUACAGGUUUAUGUUUCACAGAAAAAAGGUUUGUUAAUGAUUUGUUAAGUGUAUAUGGCUACCCAAAGAUUUGAAUGGUUCUGUCUAAUAUUUGGUCUCUGGCACAUUUGUUCUAAUACAUGUGAUAUUUGAUUUGAUAAGUGUGUGUGUGUGUGAUUAGCAUU
This is a messenger RNA of Quercus lobata, 1620 nucleotides long. RefSeq names its product Glycosyl hydrolase superfamily protein. The transcript has a single exon. Gene Ontology annotation, molecular function: hydrolase activity, hydrolyzing O-glycosyl compounds. Gene Ontology annotation, biological process: carbohydrate metabolic process. The record is from RefSeq and is a predicted model, not a curated record. NCBI's taxonomy places the organism in Eukaryota, Viridiplantae, Streptophyta, Magnoliopsida, Fagales, Fagaceae. Bases 171 to 1322 code for a protein of 383 amino acids.